Messenger RNA from Anoplophora glabripennis (Asian longhorned beetle), 1686 nucleotides. It is a transcript of the gene mldr, whose product is annotated as mitochondrial ribonuclease P catalytic subunit. The transcript is spliced from 4 exons. The record is from RefSeq and is a predicted model, not a curated record. NCBI's taxonomy places the organism in Eukaryota, Metazoa, Arthropoda, Insecta, Coleoptera, Cerambycidae. Gene Ontology annotation, cellular component: mitochondrion; mitochondrial ribonuclease P complex. The coding region runs from base 42 to 1625 and encodes 527 amino acids. Gene Ontology annotation, biological process: mitochondrial tRNA 5'-end processing; tRNA 5'-leader removal. Gene Ontology annotation, molecular function: ribonuclease P activity; protein binding.
ACAUAGGAAAUACAAAAAUUAUAUUUUAUAUCCAUUAUAAAAUGUUUUUUAGAAAAAUAUGUUGUGAUUUUACGCAGAACAACGUAAUUAAAACGAGAAAUAUACGUUUUUAUAGGAACUUGGCUAGCAAUCUUAAAGAUAACGUGAACAGAGAUGUAAUACUACAGGCCUUUGAAAGCGUCCAAAUAAACUCUGUUAAGGACUGGACGAACGUAAGAAAAGCCAUCUUAGAACACGAACUUAACCGGGGACAAUACAGCAACAACACUAUCGACGCUAUGAUACUGGGACACUGCGUAAAAACGAGACAGUUCGAUUUGGGCGCUUCCUACAUUACGUUCCUCAACCAGGAGAAAAUCAAGCCUAACCUGGCGACCGUAGGCAAAUAUUUAAGGUUAAUCUAUCUCAAAAAUCAAGACAGUUGCCUCGAAAGCGGUAAACCGUGUAAGGUAAGUGAAGAAAAACUAAUCUUUAAGCACUACGAAGACCUGCGGAAGGACUAUCCCGUACUAGACUCUAUUUCCCUCGAAAAUAUUACUUGUGCUUUGUCUCUCACCACGAGGUGGAGACAGUGUUUGGAUUUAUUGAAGGAGAUUAAAGUCAGUGUCGUUCCCUCUUCUACCGCUUACAGCACCGUCAUAGCGUCAUGUUUUUCACGCAACGAAGAAAGUUUGGGCUGGGAACUCCUACGAGAGAUGUUGGAAUACGAGCGGGUACCUCAAAGUGUCGCAUACCUGGCUUAUAUUAAAUCCGUUGCGAAGAUAAGGAAAAAGACGGAAGCCCUCGAGAAACUAGAACAACUAUUCCUAUUCCUCCAAGAAAACAAUCUAAAAUGCGACGAGGAUGUCGGCGCUUACAUCUGCCAAACGGCAAGGAAGCUGGGUUACAGAAGCGACUUUACUAUUGUUACGCACAGAGGCCUCUGUAGGAGCUGUUCCCGAACAUUAAACAACUUCGACUUAACCGACGAAGACUUUAACGAGCUCAGAACUAAAGUGUUCGAAAAGGUGAUCGUAGGCCGUGACGUUUUCGUAAAAACUAGCCCCGAGGAACUCGAGAGGUUCAAGAAUUUCGCCGCGAGUAUGGGACAAUUUGACGUCGUCCUAGACGGGCUAAACAUUGCUUAUUCCGCUGGGACGAAGCAGCAGCCCUUCGUAUACUCGUCUUUAGUGGCUUUGGUGGUCUCCCACUUUGUCCAGAAAAGAAAGAAGGUGCUAGUCCUCGGCAGAGCCCACAUGAACCGGUGGCCUAAGAAGAACUGGGGUUACGUAACGCAGAACGCGAGCGUCUUCCUCGCACAGGACAUUUCCCAAGACGACCCUUACCUACUUUACUGUGCUCUCAACUCGGGCAAGGACACGGUUAUCGUGACGCGGGACUUGAUGCGCAGUCACAAGUUCCUCCUAAGGGACCCCAGGCUCAAGAUGUUGUUCGACAGGUGGCUGUCGCAGAGGCAGUGGCACUUGCUCAGGGUCGAUGAAAGGAAAGGGCCCAUUUUCAGGAUACCACCACCUUUCAGUAUCGUGGCCCAGUGCAACGAUGGAACUUGGCACAUACCGUACGAGACUGAUGCACCCAAAGACAAGAACGAAUUCCAUUCGACGUGGCUGUGCCUCAAGAAAUAAUUUGUAGAUUGUACAUAUUGUAAUUUUUAAUUUAAUGUUUCGAUAUAAACAUUUGAGAAUU